AUGGCUUUCUACAAAUUACUAGAUCUCUGUGAUGAAAGUUUAACUUUUCGCCAAAGGAAAUUACUUUGUGAAUUAACCAAUAAAAAAAUCCUUCCAGUAGCAUCAUUAGUUGUAGAAGAUGUAGGUCUUAUAGGACAGUCAACAUCUGUCGAAAAAUUAUCGACAGAAUACUUUUUAACGCUACAACGGAUAAAUGUAGAUGUCGAUAAGGAUAGUACAAUACAGUUUUAUCAAAGAAUACGAAUUGAUAGGAAAAUAAUUCAUGCUAAAGAAUACACUAAAGUAAAAAAACCGGCUGUUAAUGUUCAAAUGAUUAAGGAAACCGUUACUAUCAUAACAAUACCUAAUAAUAACAUUACAAUUGCUUGUAAACAUCCCAAUAGAUUCGAGCUGUUAACUUAA
Messenger RNA from Cotesia congregata, 402 nucleotides. The record is from the annotation of a GenBank genome assembly. NCBI's taxonomy places the organism in Eukaryota, Metazoa, Arthropoda, Insecta, Hymenoptera, Braconidae.